Messenger RNA from Cladophialophora psammophila CBS 110553, 2076 nucleotides. RefSeq lists its product as uncharacterized. The transcript is spliced from 6 exons. Gene Ontology annotation, molecular function: ATP binding; ATP hydrolysis activity. NCBI's taxonomy places the organism in Eukaryota, Fungi, Ascomycota, Eurotiomycetes, Chaetothyriales, Herpotrichiellaceae. The record is from RefSeq and is a predicted model, not a curated record. Bases 1 to 2076 code for a protein of 691 amino acids.
AUGCCUGGAACGACACAAACCGCCUCCAAGCCUGGAGAGCGGGAUGAGAUCAGCAAAGUCAAGGCAGAUGAGACCACAGAGGAGGAGGAGGAAAAGCCCAAGGUGCCCGCCGUGCCCAGUGGUAGUAUCAAUGAGGCAAAGGCACUGUAUUCACAGAAGGACAAGGACGGGAAGUACCAGUGGGUGACUGAAGAGCCGGUGGAUGUUCUUGAGGCUGCCGAGAAUGAGGAGACUGCCAGGUUUGCGUUCCUGGUGCGCAAGCAGAAAAGUUACGACAGCCGCAAGAAAUACGACAUCCAUUCAAUCAUUGUCCAAAGUCCGUGGCUGAAGAAGUGUUUGGGGAUCAUCCUCGAUGACUAUCCAGGCAUCACGACAAAUCUGGACCGGCUUGUCUUUCGCGCGCCGUUUCAUCCGUUUGUGCAUCGCUGGGACAGGCUCGUCUCGCUGCUUGAGAAAGAUGACUUUGAGGAGGAGAUUGCCAGGGACCAUCUGAAACUCUUUCGUGAUGUCCUCUUUGAAGAGCUCAAGAACGCAAUUGCUGCCAAAAUCGACCUUGUCAAGAACGGUGUCAUCACCUUUGAAUACCUCUGGACAAUCUUUGAGCCUCAAACCCUGGUUUAUAGCGUGUCCGACGGCAAGGAGUGUGUCUUCAAGCUUAACUCCUCGACAAGGGCAACCGAUCAACGGCGCGGACUCGACUUCUUGCAAUUGGACGUCUGGGCUGUCGACUGGGACGGGACCAAGUUCGGACAGCAUCAUACUAACCUCCAAAAUUACGAGUUCGCCGGUACAACGCCGAUCACCUCUCUGCAAGCGUACCCAUUGGAGUUUCACCCCGAGAGAGCGCAACUGCUGCAUCGACUUGUGGUCCGCGGAAAGCUCUUUGAACGGCUGGCGGGAUACCAUUACAAAGCAUAUCGAGGUGUUGCUCUUGGCUACGGUCGAUGUGGGAUGAUCAGACACAAUGUCGAAUCACGGAUUAUCAUUGACUGCGACGCGCACAAUCGAUUCUUGCCCAACAAUGCGGUGUACUUCAACUCGCUUAACAAGCCACAGAAACAGAUAAACGGACUUGAGCUCCCAUCUGACGAGUCAGAAGAACAGUUCGAUUUCGACGGCUUCUUGGACAACGAGUCCGACUUCCUCAUCACUCCGGACUCCGACGACGACGCAUGCAAACCCAAGCAUCGGCCCCUGACCACGGAAGAAUUACUCCUUGCUGUGCCAUACGUUCGAGGCUAUGCCCUGAAAACCAAGAAAUGGCUCUGGUUCUAUGUCGAUCAGGUCGAAGAGAUCAAAUUUGCCGAAAAUGCCUUUGCGUCUCUGGUGCUCCCCAAAGAACAAAAGUCGCUGAUCCGCGCAUUCGUCGAAUCGCAAGUCAAGUACAAGGACGACUUCGACGACGUUAUUGCUGGCAAAGGCCGUGGGAUGAUCAUGCUACUCGCGGGUCCUCCUGGAGUAGGAAAGACUUUGACGAGCGAGAGCGUUGCCGAAGACAUGCGAGUGCCUCUCUACAUGAUGUCCGCCGGAGAUCUGGGCCUGGACCCUUCGGGUAUUGAGGAGUCGCUCAAUCUGGUGCUUGACAUGGUCAGCAAGUGGAAUGCAGUGUUGCUGCUCGACGAAGCCGACGUCUUUCUCGAGGCAAGAAGCUCCAAUGACCUGGAACGGAACAAGAUGGUGUCGAUCUUCCUUCGUGUGCUGGAAUACUACGAAGGCGUCUUGUUCUUGACCACCAAUAGGAUCAAGAAUAUCGACGAGGCAUUCCACAGCCGUAUCCAUGUGACGGUCAACUACCCCAACCUGUCGGUCGAGUCUCGCCGCCACAUUUGGCAGACCUUUUUGGGCCACGAUCAUCCGAUGGGCGGGAAAGAGCUUGAUCGUCUCGCGCGGGUGGACCUGAACGGGCGACAAAUCAAGAAUGUUCUGAAGACGGCCCAGAUGUUGGCACGAAGCGAGGAAGGAAGCAGCAGCCAGGAACAGGCCAAGGAUGCGCAACGUGGUGCCAAGGUGGAGAUGCGCCACAUCGAGACGAUCUUGGCCAUUGAACAGCGAGGCACGUCAUGGCAGCAGGCGUAG